AUCUAGUUUCAACCGCCCCUUCAGACUCGAACGCAAUCCAUAGCAAAAGCUCAGCAAAAAAGGCGAGAAUGAAGCGGACUGUGCCUGCGCCUGCACCGCUGGUCCCGCCACACCAGGCCACCAACAGCAGCACCAACAGCAGCAGUAGCAUCAGUGGUAGUAGUAAUAAUCGUAAUAGCAAUAGUAGUAAUAAUAGCAGUCGUCGAAGUAGUAUGGAAGCCGAGCGAAAUGGCGCCAAUUCGCAUAGUAAGAAUGGCGGGAGAUUGCAAAGCCCCACUCCAUCGACUCCAUCGACGGCUACGACGACCUCGACCGCGAUGAUGACUGCGACGAGUCAUGCUGCGACGAGUCAUGCUGCGACUGCACCGCGAGACAGGCUGAGCGCACGGCCAGCGCGCUCACAAGGCUCACCUCGAGCGGCGACCGCUUCUCCUCCUCCUCUGCCUAGUCCUCAUUCUGCUGCCAACACAAAGUCAUCCAAGUCAAGCUCAAGCUCCAAUCCAAGCUCAAGGUCGGGCUCGAGAACAAGCUCGCCAGUCCCAGCAGCAGCGACAUCCGAGCUCGCGCCAAUGCAGGCUGCCGAACGCGAACGCGCGCCAUCAAGCUCAACAACCAACCAUACCAAGAACAACGCAGGCUCAAUGAAGCCAGCAAGUCCAGGGAAUGAGGCAUCCGCGGGCAGCUGGUCGAUCGGGAUUCGCACCAAUCCUGCUCGACGCAAAGCACCUGCGCCGCAAGCCACGGCUGCGACCUCAGACUCGGAUGAUAGUGUUGCAUCAGUCCAACACCACCACCACCACCACGACCACCACGACGGCGCACUGUCAAGCGUUGCGAAACCUGCGGACAUGCUGGACGUUGCACCGGCCGGCGUUGUUUCGCCAAGGCCUGCAGAUGUGCACGAUUCUGCUUCGAGUGCACUUGCGUUUGUCAAUUGGGCGCUCGCAUCACUCGAGUCGCAUCGUGCCACGGAGCAGCAUCUCGCGACGCAAUCCUCGGCGGGCGAAUCAUCAACUGGGGCCGGUUUGCCGCUGCUUCAGGCCAAGCUCCGCGCGUUGGUUGCAGCACGCACGGACGUGUAUGUCUCGCUGCGCACAGCUGCGGAAAAUGCUUCGCAACGUGUGGCGGUUGCUUGUGCUAGACCCGAGACAGUCGGUCGGCUGCUUGAUGUGAUUCUUUCCGAUUUGAAAUCCCCACAAACCACGAGUCCGCUGAAAAUGGCCAUCAUUCGCGUGAUCGCCUGGCUGCUGCAUCACACGACGACGGUGGCAAGCAUUCCCAAUGCCCUGCUGCUCGCUGCCGUGGAGGAUUUGUGCGCUCUUGCCCGCGCAACAAUGAACGACUCGGCCGCGCCUGUCAUUGAACCCUCCAACGCAAAUGUCCCGGCACUCGUCAUGUGGGCGCUGGCCUCUGUCAACCUUCCCGAGCCAGUUGAUCAAGAUGUGGCGUGGAAGGUGGGCGAGCUCAUUGUCCUGAUGCUGUCUGUCAAAGCACCCCCGAGUCUCCAUCGGGCGGCGCUGGAUGCGCUUGAUCGAUGGAUCUCGUACGCCAGGUCUUGGUCUUGUGAUCACUGGUUGGGGCCCAUCCUGGAACUAGCUGUCAAUUCAGAUCGGAUCCAAUCCCCAGACAAGGCAAUCUCGCGCAAAGCGGCCGAGGUCGAAGCGCAUGCUGUGCGAAUCCUCCGGCGCGCUGCCGAGCAGCUUGAGUCACAACCUCAGUCCUAUCGCACCGUGGUUGCAGUCCAGUUCCUGGCCCCUUGCAAUCGCUUACUCAUCCUCCCCAAGCAAACAUUUGCAGCCAGCAAGCGGCAGCUCGCCAGUCCUGCAGCACCCGAUCCCGAACUGAAAGCCUCUUCUUCUGCUGCUGCUGCUGCUGCUGCUGCUACAGACACUCAAGCCAGCUACCCCACCUCCUACGACUACAUUCGACUGUUUAUUCGCUUGCAGGGAAUACGAGCGGUGCGCUCCAACGACCUGUUGGAACUGUUGCAGCUGCUCUUCUUCCAUCCUGAACCCUCUGUUGUCGCCGAGUCGUACCAGAUAUGGCGCUCUCUGCCACGCUCGUUUGCCAUGGUCGGAGAAGCACCUGCGCCGAAAUCCAUCUCUGUGAUGCUCACGCCGCUCACAGUGUCGAGAGAAAUGAGCUCAACUCGCUUGAUGCUCAUGCUGCGCUCGUGGUGGUACACGCUGUUGAGCUUGCACACCAUUGCUGCAGCCACGAGGACCUCUGAUGCUCCGGAUCCAAGCCCGACUGUGCUUGAAGCCACCUUGGAAGGAUUGGCUUCUCCCCAUCCGCUUGCCUACGUGUUUGCCCUGUCCGCCACAUGCCAGCUCGAUGCACGGCAGUUUAUUUUGUGUGCUCUGGCUCGGUUGGUCGCGACUCCACGCUACACUCACGCUCACCUGUCCGCUGGCGGCCAGAACGCGCACUCGAUUGCUGAUCAGCUGGCGCACUACGAAGCUGCUCUCGCGCCCAGUGCUGCCACGACCACGACGUUGCUCGAGUCAUCCGCCGCUCAUCAUAUUGCCUUGGAAGCAGUGCCGCCAUUGGUCCAGCCUCUGCGCUUGACCAGUCUGCCCGAAGCCCUCUUCCCAUGGCGGCAACUCACCGCUUCCGACUGGCCACCGCUGUUUCAGUGGCUUGCGGGUUGCAUCAGCUGGAUUGAUGCAGACUUUCGCCCAACAAAGCCUGGAUUGGCGCCCGCCACAUCGGCCGAGGUCUGGUUUUGUAUUUUCGACUGUCUGUGCGAGCGAGCGGGCCUGCUUCUCGUCGCCGAAUCGCAAGCACCAGCGACCAGCAAGCCGCAAGCAGCAGCGCUUUCGUGCGGCCGCGCCUUGACUGUAUCGUUGCUUCACUUGUUACCAGCCAUCCACUCGCCGAGUUUGCUCUUGGCCGCAGCCCAGUCUCUGCAGCGCCACCUGCCUCCUCACAUUUGGAUCGCCUCGCUGCCGCUUCGAGCUCUACCCCGCAGCGGGCUGCGUGCAGUGAGUGACCUCGACGAGGACGACACGUCGGUCGACCUGUACAACCAGAACGCACAGGCUGCGCACGAUCGCUCCACUCGCCACCCUCAUGCGAGCACAAUUAGUAGUGGUGGUGGGGGUAGUAGUGCUUCAACAACCACAAUCUCGGCCGGCGAGCACGAUAUUGACGCCACGCUCGCAUCAUCGGCCGCUUCGACCUGGUCUCCAGUCGUCGCCAUGCUUCCCUCGUGCCAUGUAGCCCAGGUGCUGCUUUCGACGGCCGCUCCCGGUCUCGCAAAGCACUCCUACGAUGCCAUGGCUCGCAUCAUCAGCCAUGCUCUGCUCACGUCCAUCGAGUUUCAAGAACGAAGCCUGCCCUUCGCUUUAGCAGCGCAGCUCAUGCGGCUGUUGCGGGACGCUGCGGCCCAUCCCUCCGUCUCGGGCGUGCUUCUUUUGGGCAUCUGGGUUGCCAUUGCCUCUCCGCUUGCCGACUUGGUUUCUUCCCACAGCGAUCUCGUCGUCGUGGCCGAGAGUGGGCUUGUCGAGGCCAUGGAGCCUUCUGUACCCUCCACCAACGAGCACGAUCAAGACACUGUCAGCUCAGGCCCAGUUGAUGCCACACACGUUCUGCAGAGUCUGAUGUCUACCCUCGCGUUCCCGCUACGGGCGGCGGUCGAAGUCAAGGCCCAGCCUGUACAGCUGCCUGCCGAUCUCAUUGCGAGUUGGGACCGACUGUUUGCUGCUGUCCACGGUGCCGUUCUACUCAAAUUGCCGCGACACGGCACACUGGCCAUCCUUGGCACUUGCUCGCGCAUUGGAGAUGCAAUGAAGCGACGUGAGGUCAUUAUGGAGGCCGAACAGCGGUCUGCGACACGGGAGAGGCGCAAGAAUGGCAAAGGCGACGACGAAGACGAUGCUGACGACGACGAAGAAGGAAAUGAGCAAGCCAUUCAUCGAGACCCUCCCUCGUUGAUGGCCGACUGUUUUGCUCCGGUUCAUCUGGCUGCAAACGCCGUCCAAACCAUGCUUGCUGCCAGUGCUGGAGCCUCGAACACCCGCAACGGAAAUGGCGCUCGCGGUACUGUCACGCCCAGCACCUCUCCGCUUCCGCCAGUUUUGCUCCAAACGGUAACAAGUGUCUUGCACGCAGCCGUUCCCUUCCUAAUGCAACAUCCUGCCUCUGCAACCUCCUAUGGAAUGAAGCUCACCGCCAUGGACCUCGCUGCGGACGGCGAACACGUCUACGAGCCUUCGCCAUCGGCGAGUGUGAGUGCAUUAAUCGAGUCCAUUACGACGACACUCACCGGCAUCCAAAGCUUUUCUGCGCUAGCCACCAUCUCCGAAGCGCUCAUCCCUGGUCUCGUCUCCUUCUUUUUGAAAGUAAACACUCGGUCAUCCGGAUCAAACUACAUUGGCGUGUUUCACGCCUGCUUUGACACUCUGCGUCGACGGCAGGACUCACAGGCCCCGCUGGGUGAGCGAUGGAACUCUCAAGCGCUUGGCAGCCUUGAAGUGUCGCUGUGUGCCCUGUUGGCCAGCAGUCACGAUGUUCUCCUCAACCUGGUCGUCAAGUUUUGGGCCCAGUCCUUUGCCACCUAUACCUCAUCCCUCAGAUAUCCUGCGCGCUUGCUCGAACUGCUGCGGCAAGUGUCAGAGUCCAUUUUCAUGGUCAUCCCACCACCAUUUGCAGCGGUUGUUGCCACGCGCCAACUCAGUCAAGACGCGAUUCCCACUCCCACCACCACCACCACCACCACCACUACUACUAGCAAAACGACUGCUCAGCCCGCAGCGGAAACGGACGCGGCAGCUCUCAACUCGGACAAUGAUCUGGGAGAGGUUUUGCUGGUCCAACAUCAACACGGAGGCCAAAGCCAAGAAUCUCAGCUGCCGGACGCACCCGCUUCGGCGCUUGAACUGGCCGUGCAGCGAGCGCGAGCGCCACGCGACCGCUGGUUACCCGAUCCCUCGCCAGUAAAAGUGGGAUCGCGGAGCGGCACGCGUGGGCAGGCGUUGGCCCUUGCCGUCUCAACAGCCAUGCCGCCAUCAGUCGGUGCAUUUUCUCAUUUCGCCUCCAAGUCCCCCGAUGCCUCCCGCCUGUCGAUCAAGCGCAAAUCAGAUGUCGCGUUCGAACCGCAAGCUGCAGGCGUGGCUUCUGCAUCGGCAAGCACCAAGUUUGUGCGCAUCACCACCCCUCCGGCUGACGCUCUGAGUAAUUUGACUGGGCUGACUGAGCGGCAGAAGGAUCGUUUGCGCGCGCCGUCCGCAGUACCCGUGACCUACACUGGCGUUGACGCUACAUCGCAAGAUGUGUCAGAGGCGGCUGCAAUGCUCUUGGCUGCUUCGCAACCACUCUUGAAUGAAUCCGAGUCGGAGAACAUUCCAGAAAGUGAUGACGAAGCCUCGCCAGAAGACGCUGCCGAUGCUGCCCCACUCGACGCGAGCAAUCUGCCGCUGAUUCCCGCAGCUUUUGUUCGACGAACGUCCAGUCAGGAGGGACUAGCCGCGUUGGUCGCCUUGUCGUCGACCAUGGCUCCGGCUUCCAGCAGCUCGGGCUCCGCCCUUGCUCAGCCAAUGUCUGUAUUUGACCAGGAAACCGAGUCUUACUCGUCUGGAUCUCCCUCAACAUUGGCUGUCGAAAUGCAGACUCGAGUCGAUGAUCAUCACGGGCAAAUCUCAGAAGCCGCGAUCGCAACCAGUCCGUCGGUACCAGCUCGGGUCGAGCUGGAUGAUCGUUCAAAGUUGAUUCUGCCUGCCGAGCCAGCUGCUGCUGCUCUUCCUCCUCCUCCUCCUCCGCCAGCCUUGCCGGAAACUAACGUCGGUGCCAAUCCCGCACCCGCGCCUCGAGUCAAGCGCGUCUGCAUCCGCGAGGAGCUCAAUGUCAUCCACCAGUUGCCAAUUUCAAGCGAUUCCGACAGCUCUAGUGAAGAUGAGGACCUCCUGCCCACAACCGCCGACGAUGUGGACGAUCUGGUUUCGCUGGGCUUGCCACCGCUGGCCGCGGCACGGUUGCCACAGCGGCUCGAUACUCGGCAGCAAAUGCGAGCCGAGCAAGUCCCUUCGCUGAAAAUGUACCAUGGAUCGACAGGGUAUCAACCCCUCUUCAUGCCCGUUGACACGAGCAUGGGCGCCUCGCGUGGCGGGCUUUUGGCGACGCCGUCUCGCCGCGCUCGGCUUUCCUUCCUGUCCUCUCCUCCACCCCAAUCUAGCAGUUCGCAACGAGGUUUGCUGCCUGGGAGCCCAUUGGCGUUGUCGAGCAGCAGCAGCAGCAGCACCCCUUCCACCGCUGCCAUGUCCGACGCCCAGAAACUCGAGUCGGGCGCGCGACUCUGGUCCUCUCUUGCUGCAGACCCUGUUUCCACUGCGCCAAAGCUGUCUGACACGGAUGCCUUGAUUGCCCUGGCGGCAACAACGGCCAGUCUGCGGGCCGAGCUCAAGGAUUGCACAAUGCCGCUGAUUGAGACGCUCGGACUCGCAGCCAUUCGUGCCACGCCAGGCAAGCGGCAAGUGCUGCAAUCCGGCGGCCUCAAGACGAUUGCCGAGCUGCUCGAUGCCUACCCCAGCGACGAUCAGCUCAACCAACUUCGCCUCGCGGCCUCGUGGGAGCGCAUGGUCGAGGCGCUUGGCAUUAUCGCGACCAUUUGGCGGGCGACGCAUCACAAAGCGCGCACUUCCGCGUCCACCAGUGCUGACCAGAAGCCUGCAGUCGCGGGACCAGCAGUAUCAGCGCCAUCCGCUGACGGAGCAGCUUUGGAGCCAGUCGCAGUCGGGCUGCAUCUGAGCCAACUCGAGUCGAUGGACGCGCUGGUCCACCGCAUGACAAGAGACGAGGCGCAGACCCUCCGCGACCGCACGCUACUCUUACUAGAGCAUCUAGAUGCUCGUUUGAAGCAAGGAUAG
Messenger RNA from Capsaspora owczarzaki ATCC 30864, 6863 nucleotides. RefSeq lists its product as hypothetical. The transcript has 2 exons. The coding region runs from base 69 to 6863 and encodes 2264 amino acids. Lineage: Eukaryota; Filasterea; Ministeriida; Capsasporidae. The record is from RefSeq and is a predicted model, not a curated record.